AAAAAUAUCGAACUAAAAGGCGCUUGUGAAGAUGAAGGCUCUUAUGAAGCCAAAAGCGCCUGUGAAAGCAAAGGCGCUUGUGAAGGCAAAAGUGCUUGUGAGGACAAAGGCGCUUCUGAAAACAAAAACGCUUAUGAAGAAAUACUCAAUCGAGCAAGAUAA
Loa loa (African eye worm) is the source of this 162-nucleotide messenger RNA. RefSeq lists its product as hypothetical. NCBI's taxonomy places the organism in Eukaryota, Metazoa, Nematoda, Chromadorea, Rhabditida, Onchocercidae. The annotation marks the transcript as partial. The transcript has a single exon. The record is from RefSeq and is a predicted model, not a curated record.